Messenger RNA from Populus nigra (black poplar), 1543 nucleotides. RefSeq names its product ankyrin repeat-containing protein ITN1-like. The transcript is spliced from 2 exons. Bases 16 to 1359 code for a protein of 447 amino acids. Lineage: Eukaryota; Viridiplantae; Streptophyta; Magnoliopsida; Malpighiales; Salicaceae. The record is from RefSeq and is a predicted model, not a curated record.
CACAUAUGAAGAAUCAUGAUAGGAUGGCCUGUGGUGGAAAGAAUCCAGAAAGAAAAGCACAAGCAUGAAUCUGCAUUGGAACUUGCCCAGGAGCUUAUCAAAAAGAACCAGCGUAAAUGGUGGCAAUCUAUCAAAGUGAAGCCUACCAAAGUUAAUAUCGAGACCCCUGGUCAAGGAAGCAGAGGAGGACAAAGUGAAAGGCAAGGAGGGGGCGGAAUCCCGGGAGUAGGAGGCGAAGGACAAGAGGGGGCACGAGUAGGAGUGGACACAGGAAAAGGAGGGGGAGGAGGAGAGGUAGAAAAUAAUGAAAAUGUUCAACCAAAGAUUGAAGAAAAUAGAAGACAAGACAGGCCUCCUUCACCUCCAAACCCGUUGUUUAUAGCAACUAGUAAUGGAAUAGUGGAGAUUGCUGAAGAGAUACUUGAUAAAUUUCCUCAGGGUAUUGAGCUUGUUAAUGAUGAGGGGCAGAACAUAUUGCAUGUGGCCGUGAUGCAUCGACGGCGGGAGAUUUUCGGUCUUGUAAAGAAAAAGAAUAUACUAGUGACCAGGCUGAGUUCGAGCGUAGAUAAUAAUGGCUUCACAUUGUUGCACCAAGUUGCACACGUGAAGCACUACAGCGGAGGAGCCAAGCCCGGCCCUGCUCUCCAGCUACAAGAAGAAAUAAAAUGGUUUAAGCGAGUGCAGAUGGUGGUUCCACCUUCUCUGUCCGAGCAGCGGGUACGGUGGGUGCUUCCGAAUGAAAAGAAUGACAAACUCAUGACUGCAUUCGAGCUCUUCCAAGAGGAGCAUAAAGGUCAACUCAAGUUGGCGCAAGAUUGGAUCGAGAAAACCUCUCAGUCAUGCUCAGCAGUAGCCGUUCUUUUGGCCACCGUUGUCUUUGCUGCCGCUUACACUAUACCUGGAGGUUCUGACGAUCGUGGCUUUCCCAUUUUCCUUCACAAUCGUUUCUUCAUAGCUUUCACUGUCUUGGAUGUUACCGCCUUAGCGAGCUCCUUGACCUCAGUUGUGAUGUUCCUUUCUAUCCUCACCACUCCUUUUGAAUGCGAGAAAUUCUAUCACAAUAUUCCUCGGAAACUGAUAUGUGGCUUUACUUUGCUCUUCUUCUCAGUGAUGACAACCAUGCUUGCUUUUUCCUGCACUCUUCUUUUAGUCGUUCGCUUGAAGAAGCAAUGGACCACAGGUCUGAUGUCCAUUGCUGCUUUCCUUCCCGUGUCAGUAUUUGCAGUAAUGCAGUUCCCUUUAUAUGUCGCAUUUAUGACUACUAUGAAGGACUUCUUUAAGGAAGUCGUGAAGUUUCUACCUUGGAUCCACCUCCCUUUCCGCUCCCAUUUCAGGCAAGGGAAGGCCAGAAGAAGAUGAUUGGCAUUUUGAAAAAGUACCUGUUUGCUUCAAUAUGUGUCUGGAGACCUACCAUCGUCUUCAGUUAAGUAUUUACUUGUUUUUUCCUUGUAACAAACCCUUCUUUAUGGGAGUCAGUCAGUGCCUCUGUCAUUUUCUCUUAUGAUCAGGACACUAAAUGAAAAAUAAAAUAUUUGUGAUCCAA